Molecule: messenger RNA, 216 nt
Organism: Rhinocladiella mackenziei CBS 650.93
Lineage: Eukaryota; Fungi; Ascomycota; Eurotiomycetes; Chaetothyriales; Herpotrichiellaceae
Exons: 1
Coding region: 1-216 (71 amino acids)
Source: RefSeq, a predicted model, not a curated record
AUGGAACGCGGAAAAUUCGAGGAGAGGCUUAUUAUCGACGAAGACAUUGACACAUCGAUGAUUCUGUGGCGCUUCUCAUUGCACCGAGUUCCUACUCCGUACAUGCGUACCGUUUUACCCCGGGUUUCUCAUCGCUUCCCCGGAUCACACGGGCAGAUCAUCGAUGCGGCCAAGAAGCCGACUUCCGAGAAGGCUGACCUCGUAGGGGGCGGGUGA